AUGUCUGUUGAUUCCCCAAAGUAUCGUCAAAAACUUAAACUUUCGGCUUUGCAUAUAUUUUGGAUAUUCUUAUACCAUGCCUUCAUUUCGUUUUCAUUGAGGACUCAGGAAAGCCCAGAUGAGUGGUGGCAAUCCGCUGAAGUUGCGUACUACCUCGUCUUUGGAAAGGGAGAACUAACCUGGGAGUGGAGGGAGGGUAUUCGAUCAGUAUGUUUCCCCUUAUUGUAUGCGAUUCCCUUUUACUUACUGAAAAUAAUCGGAACAGACACAGCUUUUAUGGUGUAUGCCGCGGAAAGAAUUGUGCAAGCAAUCAUUGCAACUGGCAUUAGUUACACCAUUUUUUCAUUAGGCGCUAUAAUCGAUCAUGCGCUUGACGAAGACCUAAGAAAUGUAGAUUCGGAUGCAAAUAAAGAUGAUUACAGACUAGUAACCCAUUUGAAAGAUUUAUUGCUUUCAAUCAAGGCAUGGCCACGACAGAAUGCGCACAAAAACCCCACAUCCUUCAUUAUCUGUCCCUCAGUUGCCUGGACGGCUUUGUACUUCAGUCUAACACAUGGGUACCUCAUUUGUGACGGCGCCCGCGCCUACUCUAAUGUUGCGGAGGCACUUUUUAUCAUGCUUGCCCUCAUUCAAAUAGAAAAUGAAAUUCGGUUCCUCAUAUUCGCCGAUUUAGCCUGCAUGUUACGCGUCACAUCUGCGAUAACGUUAUUCCCCAUUUUUAUAUUUCACGUUGUGCGUCUGGGGCGAAGCUACGGUCGAUGUCGCAUUCUGCGUUAUUUAGCUCAAACUUGUUUUGCUGUUGCGAUCACCAUUCCCUUCAUGGCCACGCUGGAUUAUAUGCUUUACCGCCGGUGGAUUUUCACCCCGCUGCAGUUUUACAAGUACAACGUGUCUAUGAACAUUAGCACUUUCUAUGGUACUCAUAUGUGGGGUUGGUAUUUUAUCGCGGGCAUACCCGUUAUCUUAGGGCCACACAUCGUCCUGUUAGGCUUUUUACCAUCUGUUCUGCAUCGAUUAUCUAAGAAUAUCAUCGAACGUAGACGAAGUAAAGCUGUAAAGAUUGUGUGCUGCUUAGUAAGCUUAGUGAUGUGGAAUACGACCUUACAGAGCUUUAUUAAGCACAAGGAAAUGCGCUUCAUGUACCCAAUGCUACCCCUUUUUGUAAUAUUGGGAAGCUUUGUCGUUUCCUGCAGUGCCCGUCUGGCCAAGAGAUGCAAACCAGUAAAACCUCUUGCCUAUUCAGUUUGCCGAAUUCACUUCUUCUGCAUAUUGGUGAAUUUGUUGCUGCUUCUAUUCUUUUGUUAUGGUUAUCGACGAGGGGGUGUUACAGUGAUGCGCACAAUCCGUCAAUCCCCGAUUUCGUUUACGCAUAUUGAUGCGAUCGUCCCCUGUCACACCACGCCGGGAUAUGCUCAGAUUCACGGCAAGGUUGAGCUCUUUCAAAUCCUGGAUUGCUCAAUGGAGUUGGAUCCAUUGCUCAAAACACCCAAGAUCACCGAGGACGCUCUUUUUCGUGAAAACUCGGAGCUUUUUGUCCAUUGGCGCUACGAUCGCAGGCUGCCAAAGGAACUACACAAUACUCAGACAUCGAAGGAUUCAUCUCAGACAAACAAAUGGAUCUCAAAUCUGGAAGAACUCAUGCCGAUAAACGAAAAGCCGGCUUCGUUACCGCAGGGCAUUAUAAUAUUUACGCACUUGGCUGAAAAGUUGCGUAAGGGUUUUCUUGAGCCACACAACUUCACAUUGCACACGCGAGCAUUUCAUGCGGUGAAGUCCCUCGAACCCUAUGAAGAUUCCUAUAUUGAUUUGUGGGUGAGAAAGUAA
Phytomonas sp. EM1 is the source of this 1824-nucleotide messenger RNA. The record is from the annotation of a GenBank genome assembly. Lineage: Eukaryota; Euglenozoa; Kinetoplastea; Trypanosomatida; Trypanosomatidae.